Molecule: messenger RNA, 183 nt
Organism: Funneliformis geosporum
Lineage: Eukaryota; Fungi; Glomeromycota; Glomeromycetes; Glomerales; Glomeraceae
Source: the annotation of a GenBank genome assembly
AUGAUUAUCGUUAACGUGGUUGUAAUGUUCCAGUUAAGGAAAUUGUUUAAAGCUACUAAUUCAGAAGUAUGCACAAUGCUCGUACCUAUUAAAGACGCACUUAAGACGAUAUUUCCGGAGGCCUCUAACGAGGAAAUCCAAAUUUAUGAGACCCAAAUCGUUCAGGCAGAUGAAUUUGAUCCA